Molecule: messenger RNA, 285 nt
Organism: Torulaspora globosa
Lineage: Eukaryota; Fungi; Ascomycota; Saccharomycetes; Saccharomycetales; Saccharomycetaceae
Gene: MLO1
Product: Mlo1p
Exons: 1
Coding region: 1-285 (94 amino acids)
Source: RefSeq, a predicted model, not a curated record
AUGUUCGGCAGGGCCGCCAAGCGACUCGCGUUCAAGACGUGGUACGAGCUGGACGCUCGCGAGAAGCAGCGCUUCGUCGACGCGUUCGUCGACGCCCACCAGAGACAAUACCCGUGGUCCAGGAGCAACAGGUCGCUGAGGGCUCUGUCGGCGCGACACGACACCCGCCACCAGGACUCCCCGUCGCUGUUCGCCGUCUUCUACAGCGACAUCCGGUCGAACCGCUGCCGGCGGUUCAGCGACCCGAGCUUCCAGCGUCUGCUGGUCGAGAAGAAGACCCACUAG